This is a messenger RNA of Arvicanthis niloticus (Nile rat), 661 nucleotides long. RefSeq names its product ribonuclease 2B-like. Gene Ontology annotation, biological process: innate immune response in mucosa; defense response to Gram-positive bacterium; chemotaxis. The record is from RefSeq and is a predicted model, not a curated record. Lineage: Eukaryota; Metazoa; Chordata; Mammalia; Rodentia; Muridae. Gene Ontology annotation, molecular function: RNA nuclease activity; nucleic acid binding.
CCAGAGCUCAGUUCCACAGGAGCUACAACUCAGACUGGGAAACAUGGGUCUGAAGAUGCUUGAGUCCCGACUUUGUCUCCUGCUGCUGCUGGGACUAACACUUUCGUCAUGUCAGGGAGUACCCUCGUGGCAGUGGUUUAAAACCCAGCAUAUCUAUAAUGAUGCCAAUCCCCGAUGUGAUGAUGCUAUGAGGGCUAUUAACGGCAAUACAGGAAACUGUAAGAACUUCAAUACUUUUCUUCAUACAUCUUUUGCUGAUGUUGUUCAGGUGUGUAACAAUCCACCUACCAUCUGCAAAGACGGUAGAAGUAAAAAUUGUCAUGAAAGUACAGCUCGGGUAUUGGUAACUUCCUGUUCACUCACAAGGGUAGGAAUCGAUUAUUGCAAAUAUAAUGAUGAAGAGGGUAUGAAGUUCUACAGAGUUAAAUGUAAAAGAACAACUCCACAGGACAAAACCGAGUAUCCAGUGGUUCCGGUUCACUUGGAUGACAUAUUUUAGCUCCAGUGCCAGCACUUGGUACCUUCACUCAUCUGCUACUGCCAAGAUCAUAGUAGUGAAGAACCAAUUCCUCUCUGCUCUGCAUAUCAGCACCUGUCCUCAUGGAACCUGUCCCUGUCACUCUUUAAUGUUGUGAAACAGAUCCUUCCUAAUCAAUAAACA